AUGUCGCGGCCGGCCCGCGCGCUCCCGGCCCAGCUGCCCGCGGCGGCGGCGGCGCGCGCGCUGCGGGGCACGGCGCGGUUCGUGCGGCGCGCGCUCCCGCUGUGCCGCGCGCACACCGUGGAGUUCUUCACGCGCGGGCUCUGGGAGCGCCUCGUGGCGCCGCCCCCCCGCGCCGUGCUCGAGGCGCUGCGCGCGGCCGGGCCGCUCGCGCGCCCCCUGGCGGGGCCCUCCGGCCCUGCGGCGGCGCCGUGCGAUGAUGACAUGUUUUCCAGUGCAUUUUGUGAAAACUCUGAGAAGCUUAUUGAUGUACAUUUGUUUGUCCUGGCUGCUGAGUAUUAUUCUUUGUCCAACCUUGGAGUGUGUACCCCAUUAGAAGAUGUACUUGAAGCACUGAAAGGAAACAGCCAGGGAGCAACAGGUAUCAAACCAGAUGAGUUUAUGAACAAUAAGAAAUCACAUGAAGUGCAAGUGAUGUCAGAGCUGGUAGACAGCAUAGCAAAUUAUUGUGGAAUAAAGCAGGUGAUUGAUAUAGGUUCUGGAAAAGGCUACCUGAGUUCAUUUUUGUCCAUGCAAUACAACUUAAAAGUUUAUGGAAUUGACUCCUCCAACUCCAACACAAAUGGUGCUUGUGAAAGGAACAGAAAAUUGAAGAAACACUGGAGAGCAUAUCAGAGUCGAGGAAGAGCAAACCUCAAAACCCAGAGUUUGGAAAAGACAAAUGGCAGACCAGUGGAAAGUGAAAUGAAAUAUAAAACAAUCAAUGAAGAGUUCUUAAAUAACACCAAAAGUCUUCAAAGUUGGGACCAUGCGAUUAUGCAAGAUUUAGUUCCUUCUCGUGGUUUCACAGAAAUGGGUACAUUUGAAACCAGGACAGAAACUGAAGCUGAUUUGGUGGCUCAGACAAAAUCUCAUGAGAGCAAACUUUCUGAAGAGGUUCUUGCUAUUCUAAAUGUUCUGCCUGCUGAUGCUGUAGAAGUUUUUUCUUCAUCUCAUUGUAACUGGGGGGAACUCUCUGAAGAAGAAAAAGUGCAAAGAAAAAUGACAUCUCUCAAGGCUAAAGCAACAAAGUCGAGUGAAUCGAACCUCUAUUUACCCUUAACAUCUUGCAUCACUGCAGAAACAGAACUCAGUGAUAUCAUAACAGAUCUGGAGGACUGUGUGAUGGUGGGUCUACAUACGUGUGGAGAUCUGGCUGCAAAUACACUGCGAAUUUUUGCUGCCAAGCCUGAAAUCAAAGCAGUUUGCAGUGUGGGCUGCUGCUACCAUCUGUUAUCAGAACAGUUUGAAAACCAAGAAGAAUGCUGCAACGAAGUGUGGGGAUUUCCCAUGUGUCAGUACUUGAAGGACAAAGGCUGGUGUUGUGGUCGCAAUGCUAGAAUGUCAGCAUGCUUGGCUUUGGAGCGAGUUGCAGUUGGCCAAAUGCUGCCUACAGAAUCAUUGUUUUAUCGAGCUGUUCUUCAAGUUAUUAUAGAAGAAAUGUAUGGUGUUACCAGAAGUGAUCGACGUGUUGGAAAAACUUUCUCCAAAUCAUCCUCCUUCAUAGAUUAUGUCAGAAGGUCUCUGAAAAAACUGGAACUGGAUGAUUCGAAGCUCCCAGACAGCUGUAUAAUGGAUUACUAUGAAAAAUACAAGCACAGAAUGAACGAGCUAGAAGCAUUUAAUAUGUUGAAGGUUGUUCUGGCUCCUUGCAUAGAAGUUUUGAUACUUCUGGAUCGUCUUUGCUAUCUCAAGGAGCAGGAAAACAUUGCCUGGUCUGGACUUGUGAAGUUAUUUGAUCCUGUGAAAUCCCCCAGAUGCUAUGCAGUUAUUGCUCUGAAGGAAGACUCAUGUUCUUAAGUGGAAGCAAAUUUCAAAGAGGUUGAAAAUUCUGAACUGCUACUGUUGUCUCCUCUCUUUUAAUCUGUUAUUUUUAAUUGAUUCCUCAAGUACAACUGUUUGCUUUUCAGCUGCAAAAGAAAAAAAAUGGAAUGUCUCUGAAUCUUCAGAAAUAAAUAUCUCCUUUAUAAAUAUGAUGGCUUCCUUAUGUCAGUUAUUAAACAUUGUUGAACAUCUGACUUUAUUGAAAAAGUUAUGACCU
This is a messenger RNA of Empidonax traillii (willow flycatcher), 2077 nucleotides long. It is a transcript of the gene METTL25, whose product is annotated as methyltransferase like 25. The transcript is spliced from 12 exons. The record is from RefSeq and is a predicted model, not a curated record. Lineage: Eukaryota; Metazoa; Chordata; Aves; Passeriformes; Tyrannidae. Bases 1 to 1836 code for a protein of 611 amino acids.